AAUAAUAAUAAUAAAAAGAUGGAUCACGUGCACGUGAAAUCAAGAUCGAGUUCUAACUCAAAAAGCAACAAUAAUCCACCGACAAAAAUGGGCUGCGAAAAGGCGUCGAGACGCCUUAGGACGAUUCUAGUUAAAGCGUCGCGUCUCGGCGUCACGACGUCUGAGGUCGCCGGAUUACCGGCCGCCAAGAAGCUUUUUCCACAAAAAGAUCAUGGUUGGAGGCUCGCGGUAUUUCUUCUUCUAAUGUUCGCCGGAGGUGUCAUCGUUGCACUCGUCUGCACCACGAGAAAAGGAUGCUCAAAACUCGAAGACAUUAGUCUAGCGACCUAGCCGGCAGGAUCUAUUGUUCUCUGGGGAGCCAGCAACACGCCAGCUGAGC
Polistes dominula (European paper wasp) is the source of this 379-nucleotide messenger RNA. RefSeq lists its product as uncharacterized. Lineage: Eukaryota; Metazoa; Arthropoda; Insecta; Hymenoptera; Vespidae. The record is from RefSeq and is a predicted model, not a curated record.